Molecule: messenger RNA, 3397 nt
Organism: Pseudoliparis swirei
Lineage: Eukaryota; Metazoa; Chordata; Actinopteri; Perciformes; Liparidae
Gene: cul3b
Product: cullin 3b
Exons: 16
Coding region: 173-2476 (767 amino acids)
Biological process (GO): ubiquitin-dependent protein catabolic process; protein ubiquitination
Cellular component (GO): Cul3-RING ubiquitin ligase complex
Molecular function (GO): ubiquitin protein ligase binding
Source: RefSeq, a predicted model, not a curated record
GGGUCGUCCGCCAUUGCUGUGCGAACAACUCUCGGAUUCGCUGUCAACAAUCAACUUGCGGCGCCGGGACGCGGAGCUACGGGGUCGAGAGAAGCUCGUCGGCCGCUCCACGAGCCGCUAGUCAGCGGACAUCCCGUUCAUGUGAAAGCAGAAUCCCGCGGACGAGGCAACCAUGUCCAAUCUCAGCAAGAGCGGCACGAAGAAGGACACCAAGAUGAGGAUCCGGGCCUUUCCGAUGACGAUGGACGAGAAGUACGUGAACAACAUCUGGGACCUGCUGAAGAACGCCAUCCAGGAGAUCCAGAGGAAGAACAACAGCGGCCUGAGCUUCGAGGAGCUGUACCGGAACGCCUACACCAUGGUGCUGCACAAGCACGGGGAGAAGCUGUACACGGGCCUGCGGGAGGUCGUCACCGAGCACCUCGUCAACAAGGUUCGAGAAGACGUCCUGAACGCCCUGAACAACAACUUCCUCCAGACCCUAAACCAGGCCUGGAAUGACCAUCAAACGGCCAUGGUGAUGAUCAGAGACAUCCUCAUGUACAUGGAUCGGGUGUACGUGCAGCAGAACAACGUAGAGAACGUGUACAACCUGGGUCUGAUCAUCUUCAGGGACCAGGUGGUUCGUUACGGCUGCAUCAGAGACCACCUGAGGCAGACCCUGCUGGACAUGAUCGCACGCGAGAGGAAAGGGGAGGUGGUGGACAGGGGCGCCAUUAGAAACGCCUGCCAGAUGUUAAUGAUCCUGGGCCUGGAGGGGAGGUCCGUUUACGAAGAAGACUUUGAGGCCCCGUUCUUAGAAAUGUCUGCAGAGUUCUUCCAGAUGGAGAGCCAGAAGUUCCUUGCGGAGAACAGCGCCAGCGUGUACAUCAAGAAGGUGGAAGCCCGGAUCAACGAGGAGAUCGAGCGCGUGAUGCACUGCCUGGACAAGUCCACCGAGGAGCCCAUCGUCAAGGUGGUGGAGCGGGAGCUCAUCUCCAAGCACAUGAAGACCAUCGUGGAGAUGGAGAACUCCGGCCUGGUGCACAUGCUCAAGAACGGCAAGACGGACGAUCUGGCGUGCAUGUACAAGCUGUUCAGCCGGGUUCCCAAUGGGCUGAAGACCAUGUGUGAGUGCAUGAGCUCGUACCUGCGGGAGCAAGGCAAGGCCCUGGUGUCAGAGGAGGGGGAGGGGAAGAACCCCGUGGACUACAUCCAGGGCCUGCUGGACCUGAAGUCCCGGUUCGACCGGUUCCUUCAGGAGUCCUUCAACAACGACCGUCUGUUCAAGCAGACGAUCGCCGGAGACUUCGAGUAUUUCCUGAACCUCAACUCUCGCUCGCCCGAGUACCUCUCUCUCUUCAUCGAUGACAAGCUGAAGAAAGGAGUGAAGGGGCUGACUGAGCAGGAGGUGGAGUCCAUCCUGGACAAGGCCAUGGUGCUGUUCCGCUUCAUGCAGGAGAAGGACGUGUUCGAGAGGUACUACAAGCAGCACCUGGCCCGCCGGCUGCUCACCAACAAGAGCGUGUCCGACGACUCGGAGAAGAACAUGAUCUCCAAGCUGAAGACUGAGUGCGGCUGCCAGUUCACCUCUAAGCUGGAGGGCAUGUUCCGGGAUAUGAGCAUCUCCAACACCACCAUGGAUGAGUUCAGACAACAUCUGCAGACAACGGGGGUGUCACUUGGAGGGGUGGACCUCACGGUGAGGGUCCUGACCACCGGCUACUGGCCAACGCAAUCAGCAACACCGAAGUGCAACAUCCCGCCUUCACCGCGACAUGCGUUUGAGGUGUUCAGACGGUUUUAUCUGGGUAAGCACAGCGGCAGACAGCUCACCCUGCAGCACCACAUGGGCUCUGCAGACCUGAACGCCACCUUCCACGGCUCCAUCAAAAAGGAGGACGGGUCAGAGGUCGGAGUGGGAGGAGCCCAGGUGACCGGCUCCAACACCAGGAAGCACAUCCUCCAGGUCUCCACCUUCCAGAUGACCAUCCUCAUGCUCUUCAACAGCCGAGACAAAUCCAUCUUUGAGGAGAUCCAGCAGGAGACGGACAUCCCCGAGCGGGAGCUGGUGCGAGCGCUGCAGUCGCUGGCCUGUGGGAAGCCGACCCAGAGGGUCCUCACCAAGGAGCCCAAGUCCAAGGAGAUCGAGAACGGCCACGUGUUCACCGUCAACGACCAGUUCACCUCCAAACUCCACCGGGUCAAGAUCCAGACAGUGGCGGCUAAACAAGGCGAGUCCGACCCCGAGAGGAAGGAGACGCGGCAGAAAGUGGACGACGACAGGAAGCACGAGAUCGAAGCCGCCAUCGUCCGCAUCAUGAAGUCCAGGAAGAAGAUGCAGCACAACGUUCUCGUAGCGGAGGUGACACAGCAGCUGCGCUCCCGGUUCCUCCCCAGCCCCGUGGUCAUCAAGAAGCGCAUUGAGGGACUCAUUGAGAGGGAAUACCUGGCGCGAACACCGGAGGACCGCAAGGUGUACACCUAUGUAGCAUAAACCCGUCACGCCACCACGGUGGGGACCGCCGCGGGCCCAAUGGACUUGGAAGGGCUUUCAUCAUUGAUUCUGGGAAACACUGGGAAGCUUAACUUUUCUUCCAUAACAAUGUGUAACGAGUGCAUAGAGAUGGGGGGGCGGGGUGUUAGACUUCUCCUGCUGAGCGAAUGAAGGAGGGAUCUAGUUUUGUACAACAUCUUGUUUCUUGUGGCCUUUUUGGAGAGAAUUUCACUUUGAGCUGUGGAACCAACAGGAGGCCGAGGAAACGCCCACGCCCCGUGUGUGUGUGUGUGUGUGUGUGUGUGUGUGUGUGUGUGUGUGUGUGUGUGUGUGUGUGUGUGUGUGUGUGUGUGUGUGUGUGUGUGUGUGUGUGUGUGUGUGUGUGUGUGUGUGUGUGUGUGUGUGUGUGCGUGUGACACUCUUGGCCUUUUUUAAAGUUAAAGGAGUGAUCAAAGUGUUACCCGGUGCCGGCCCGGUCCGCAGCGAAAAAGACAUUUUGAGGACUGGAGACGACCUGCAAAGUGCUUAAGUUAUGUUCAAACUCUGUCUGUUUUUAAGAGGUUGUUUUAGUGUCUCGUGAGGAUGAAGAGCACCUAUAUUUAACGCCAUGUUCUCUCCCUGUGCUCGAGGGGAGCGACCCGGAGCUGGACCUGCGCCGCAUGCUCUGACCCGGCCGCCGGUCUCCAGACUCACUUUUCUCUCCGGCCAAAAGGAAAGCGUCUCCUCCCCGAAGGGACGCGCUGCAGCUUCCACACAGAUCUUCUUUUUGUUUUGUUUUUGCAUUUUCGGACGAGUGGCGCCGGUGGAGCGCCACGUUCUAAUGUGUACAAAUUGUAAAAUAAUUAUUGUACUCGCUGCAAAGGUGGAAUGUACAGGGCCUUGUUUUCAUCAUAGUACAUGUAGAUUAAAAAGAUGAAGGGG